CUUCAACGCUGCACAUCAACAGCAUGCCGACCGAUACUAAGCGCGUCCGCGGGCCCGACGUGUCCCGUAGCCCGGGCGUGUUCGCGCUCAGCCCCGCGGACGCCGCUCCGCCGGCGGCCGGCAGCAGGCCGGACGGGCGGCAGCGGGACCAGGUGGACGUGCGGCCGGUGUUCGUGCGCUGCGGGCCGGUGAGCCAGGCCGAGGGCUCGGCCUACAUGGAGGCCGGCGGAACCAAGCUGCUGUGCUGCGUUUACGGACCCCGGGAGACGGAGCGCAGGGACGACACCGACAUGACCCGCGGAAGGCUGACCACCGACAUGCGCUUCGCUCCGUUCUCCUGCCCAGAGAGGGGCUCCUGGAUCCAGGGCAGCCAGGACAAGGAUUUCUCUCUGAUGUUACAGGAGAGUCUGCAGCCGGCCGUGCGCCUGCAGAAAUACCCCCGCUCUCAGAUCGAGGUCAACGUGAUGGUGCUGGAGAACAGCGGCUCGGUUCUGGCUCACGCCAUCACGUGCGCCUCUCUCGCUCUCGCAGACGCGGGGAUUGAAAUGUACGAUGUGGUGCUGGGAUGCUCCAUGCACCAGGACGGCGCCUCCUUCGUGGUGGACCCCACUUACGUGGAGGAGAACAGUCACAUCUCUGGCAGCGGCGACAACCAGGGUGGACUGACCGUCGCGUUCCUUCCGAGUCUGAAUCAGAUUUCAGGGCUGCAGUCGGACGGAGAAAUGGCCGAGGAGACUCUGACGGCAGGGAUUCGGACCUGCAUUGAGGGUUGCUAUAAACUGUACCCAGUGAUCCAACAAGCCCUGGUCAAGGCUGUGCGCAAGGCUGCUCCCCCACCGUCAGAGAGCUGAGAGGCAAAGGAAAAAGCGCGGUUUAUAGUUCUUCCGGUUUACUAUUGCUAGUCAUUCCUUUUCUUCCUGUUAUGUCAGUAUUUUUUAUCAAUAUGUUUACUCUCAAAUUCAAGACUGAAAGUGAUUGUUCACCCUGAAUGUGCUGUCAAGAGCCAAACCCCUAAACAUCAAAUGACAGGUUAAAUGGACUUGAUUGGUUUGAUAAGUCACUUGUCAUCUCAGGUUGAUUGGAUUUUCAGAGGGUCUUCAACUCUCUGGAUUCUAGCCAUGGUCAUUAUCUUUUCUCUAGGUAGUGUUUAAGUGCUUUGAAACUAUACUGUCACAAACUAAAUUAGGUGUGCCUCCUCUCCUGGCUGUGAUCUGAAAAUGAGUCUCAGCAAAAUGGAAUGAAUGUUUUCUUGAUCCCUUCUCUGCAGCGGGAGGAGAAGAGCCUGCAAGGCAGAAGGGGUAUGACUCAAUUUCCACAUAGAAAAUAAAAAUAAAAAAAUUGUCAGGAAAAAAAAUAAUCUGUCAUGCUCAUGGAAUAAAAGUCUCAACUCAGGGGGCUGCGAUGAAGUGUCACCCAGACGAUACAGCUGUGUAACACAUUUCUUGUCAUUAAAAUUUAAAUAAAACAUGUUAA
This is a messenger RNA of Cololabis saira (Pacific saury), 1473 nucleotides long. It is a transcript of the gene exosc6, whose product is annotated as exosome component 6. Gene Ontology annotation, cellular component: nuclear exosome (RNase complex); nucleolus; cytoplasmic exosome (RNase complex). NCBI's taxonomy places the organism in Eukaryota, Metazoa, Chordata, Actinopteri, Beloniformes, Belonidae. The transcript has 2 exons. The record is from RefSeq and is a predicted model, not a curated record. Gene Ontology annotation, biological process: rRNA catabolic process; nuclear mRNA surveillance; U4 snRNA 3'-end processing. The coding region runs from base 24 to 851 and encodes 275 amino acids.